AUGACUAUUUCGAAAAACAUGCUCGUUAUUUUUGUUUUCCUCUUCCUCGACGUCGUAACUGUGAGUAUGAUUCUACCAUGGAUGCCUUCUCUUUUAGAAACAUACGAGUCUGAAAAAGAAUGGUUUUAUACUUUGUCCAAAAAAUAUAUCCAAUACCUGGGUUUUGUUUUGGGAUUUCAAGAAGGUUCUACAUGGGACAGAGUAUUCAUUGGCGGCCUUCUGUCGUCAUUAUCAUCUUUGGUGCAAUUUGUAUCGUCGCCUGUAGCCGGAGCUUUAUCAGACUAUUUUGGCAGAAAAUCGGUCUUAGUUGUCCUUCAGGUAUCGCUUAUAAUUGUUAAUGUUCUCUGGUCAGCGUUGGGUAAGUCAUUUCUGUGGCUACUGAUGUAUCGUGUAUUAUGUGGUGCUGCACGAGCAAAUGUCGGUGUUGUAUCAGCACUUGUUGGCGAUAUCAGCAGUGAUACGUUGCGUACUAAAGGAAUGGCGAUUGUUGGCCUGGCUUAUGGUAUCGGAUUCACUGUAGGACCACCAUGCUCAGUUAUUUUACUUAACCAGUGGAAAGUACAUACAUCAACUGAAUACUUGAGCUGUAUGCUGGGUUCUACGUGUUUGCUUCUUAAUUGUAUAAAUCUCUUAAUCUUGAUUUUUGCUCUGCCGAGUACAUUACAAAAGGGCGGAAAUAUCGGUCUAUUAAUCAACCAAGCAGUACGUUUGAUAAAUCCAGUGAAGUUGUUUUCACUAACUGGCACAACGAAAUGUCCUAAAUAUGAAAAAUCUUUGCGUCAUUUGGCAUACUUUUGGUGCGGCUACUUGUGCGUAUACUGCGGAAUAGAAUAUACAAUACUGUUUUUGGCUAGAAUCCGCUUUAAUUUCUCAAGCUCUGAUCAAGGCAGAAUGUUCGGCUUUAUUGGGAUAAUAAUGAUUCUAGUUCAAGCCUGCUUUAUACGUAGCUUCAAACUUGGCGGAGAAGACAAAGCCAUCACAUGGAGUUCUUGCUGUUUGAUUUUGGCGUCUGCCGUUUUCAGUUUCGCCACAAAUAUUUUCGUUUUCUAUAUCGGACUAGCUUUAUAUGCAUUUGCAUCCUCCAUCUUCUUUCCGAGUGUAAACGGUUUGGUUUCUUUGUACACUACUGCAGAACAACAAGGGCAAACGUUGGGCAUAUUCCGUUCACUGAAUGCAUUGGCUCGUGUCAUGGGUGCGGUGAUUGUUACUACAGUUUUUUGGAUUUAUGGACCCAACAUAACCUAUAUGUUAUGUACUGUCUUCUUAACUUUACUGCUUACUUACAGGAAAAUUACUUCAGUAGUAACUAAAUGUCAGUCCAAACAAACGUACAAGGAGGAGUAA
Schistosoma guineensis is the source of this 1344-nucleotide messenger RNA. The record is from the annotation of a GenBank genome assembly. NCBI's taxonomy places the organism in Eukaryota, Metazoa, Platyhelminthes, Trematoda, Strigeidida, Schistosomatidae.